This is a messenger RNA of Ruditapes philippinarum (Manila clam), 1024 nucleotides long. Its product is annotated as putative ammonium transporter 1. Gene Ontology annotation, molecular function: ammonium channel activity. Lineage: Eukaryota; Metazoa; Mollusca; Bivalvia; Venerida; Veneridae. The record is from RefSeq and is a predicted model, not a curated record. Gene Ontology annotation, biological process: ammonium transmembrane transport; ammonium homeostasis. Gene Ontology annotation, cellular component: membrane.
GAUUUUGCAGGAAGCGGAGUUGUGCACAUGGUAGGUGGUAUUGUUGCAUUUGUCGGGGCUUGGGCUCUUGGUCCACGUAUAGGAAGGUUUGAUAACCGUACUGGAGAACCCCUUGAAAUUAGAGGACACUCAGUUCCGUUUGCUUCUCUUGGUGGUUUUAUCCUCGUAUUUGGGUUCUUUGCUUUUAACGGAUCUUCCCAGGGUUCAAUCUCAGCGGAAGGAGAUGGCGCUGCAAUCGCCGUUGCUGUUGUGAACACAGUAUUGGCGGCAAGUGGCGGUGCUUUUACAACAUUGAUUAUGAAUAAGAUAAAAUAUUUCGGUGACAAGAAAUGGAGUUUUCUGACAACGUUAAACGGUUGCCUUACUGGAAUGGUAGCAAUAUGUGCAGGGUGUAACCAGUUUCAAUCCUACAUGGGUUUUGUCAUUGGUAUAUUGGGCGGUGUUUCAUACAUGAUAUUUACAUGGCUCGUACUAAAACUGAAGGUUGAUGAUCCCCUUGAUGCCACAGCUGUUCAUUUUGGAGGAGGACUGGUUGGUGUGUUGACCGUGCCAUUGUUUUCCAAUGACUUUGGUAUUGUGUACAAUUGGGACUUGCGAUCGGCUUACCAUUUAGGAUGGCAGCUAGCCGGACUUUGUGCGAUAUUUGUGUGGUCAGCCAUCCUCAGUAUCAUCUUAUUCUUCACUCUCAAGAAAACAAAAAUGCUCCGAGUUUCUUUUGAAUAUGAGAUGAAAGGUUUGGACAUACCGAAACACGGAGAAACCGCCUAUCCAGCGGAGGCGUACGGUCAUGGUUGGGGAGAAAAGGGCGACACUUUAGCUGGUCUGGCGAAAACAGCAAUUGCAUCUAGUACAGUGACAGCCAUCAAUGAAGAUGUUUCGAUGAGAUUACCACAAAAAGCAAGCCCUGGAGAGAGCCCUGAAGUUGAUGCAAUGAAUAACAAAAAUGGUCACGUUAACAAAUCAUUUACUGGAUCAUCAACACAAUUAUAAAUUGAAAAUUCAGAAGUUGUAUAUAUGAACAUGA